Messenger RNA from Phragmites australis (common reed), 768 nucleotides. RefSeq names its product transcription factor MYB73-like. The transcript is spliced from 2 exons. Gene Ontology annotation, biological process: regulation of DNA-templated transcription. The record is from RefSeq and is a predicted model, not a curated record. Gene Ontology annotation, molecular function: RNA polymerase II cis-regulatory region sequence-specific DNA binding; DNA-binding transcription factor activity, RNA polymerase II-specific. Gene Ontology annotation, cellular component: nucleus. Bases 1 to 768 code for a protein of 255 amino acids. NCBI's taxonomy places the organism in Eukaryota, Viridiplantae, Streptophyta, Magnoliopsida, Poales, Poaceae.
AUGUCGACGAGUAGUACUGUGAUGAAGAAGGGGUCGUGGAGCCCCCAGGAGGACGCCCUGCUGACGAGGCUGGUGGAGCAGCACGGCCCCCACCACUGGAGCCUCAUCAGCGCCGCCAUCCCCGGCCGCUCCGGCAAGUCCUGCCGCCUCCGCUGGUGCAACCAGCUCAGCCCCGACGUGCACCAUCGCCCCUUCACGCCGCACGAGGACGCUCUCAUCCUCGCCGCCCACGCCCGCUACGGUAACAAGUGGGCCACCAUCGCACGCCUCCUCCCUGGCCGCACCGACAACUCCAUCAAGAACCACUGGAACUCUAACCUCCGCAGGUGCAGGCGCCGGGCAGCAGCAGCCGCCGCACAAGCCUCGUCCUCCCGUGCUGCUGCCCCUCAGCUGCUGCGCAUCGACCUGCAGCAGGACGACAACGGGCCUGCUGCUGAUCAACCGGUGGUCAAGGGACUGUACAUGACGGGCGGCUCGCCAUCAGUUGCAGCGCUAGCUACUCAUGCUGCGGGUGCUGGUUUAGGGCCCAACUCCACUUCCAACAACGCUCUGCACAGGCCUGCCGCCGACCCGCCCACGGGCGGGCAUGAGGGGAACGCGCAGCUGAUGGUGGUGAUUCGCCGGAUGGUGAGCGAGGAGGUGCAGCGCCAGACAGGGCAGCUCGCCCACUCUCAUGGCCGCCGCAGCCAGGGCCAAGGGACACCGCAAUUGACCAUUCGCAUUUCAUUCCAUUCCAUUCCAUCAGCUCUCAUAUAUCAUGCGCCGUGA